UUUUUCUUCAGCUAUUCCAAGUUUGCAGGACUUGGAGUAUUGAAUGAACUGGGAAAUAGGGUCCUAAAAUCCUUUGUUCUGGAGAAACAGACUGGACGCCUUUGGAGGCUUGGGACUCGGCCAUCCUGCCGCCAUGGGUACCCGAGCUGCGCGGUCAUGUCCCCGUAUCUGUCCGAUCUCGUCGUGUUGGAUCGCUUACACCUGAGACGGACUACAGAGCAGCACGUGCCAGAAGUGGAAGUCCAAGUUAAACGUAGGAGGACUGCUUCAUUGAGCAAUCAAGAGUGUCAGUUGUACCCAAGACGUUCUCAACAGCAGCAAGUACCUGUGGUGGAUUUCCAGGCGGAACUAAGACAGGCAUUCUUAGCCGAGACACCAAGAGGUGGUUAAAGCAGUAUUGGAAUAUCAAGCAGACAAUGCAAUAAAGAUUAUCCAUAAAUUUUUAA
Molecule: messenger RNA, 446 nt
Organism: Oryctolagus cuniculus (rabbit)
Lineage: Eukaryota; Metazoa; Chordata; Mammalia; Lagomorpha; Leporidae
Source: RefSeq, a predicted model, not a curated record